AUCCAACCAGACCUCUCAUUAGAUUCUGCUCACGCCGCUCCAGCGUUAUAAAGAAGCCGGCUCGGCUGGUUGAGACGUUCGUUUUCUUUUAGUUUUAACCUCUUUAAAAACCUGAGGUGUAUGAUGACAAUUUAAAAUGGCACAAAACGACACGUUAUUACAUCUCUUCGCCGGGGGAUGUGGCGGUACAGUGGGUGCCAUUGCGACCUGCCCACUAGAGGUGUUGAAGACAAGGCUACAAUCAUCAGGUCUGACGCUCAGACCAGUGUUUCAGGUGCAGCUUGGUACUGUCAGCGGAGCUGGCGUAAUUAGACCGGGACCAGUAACGCCGCGCCUCAUGCAGGUCCUACGGUCAAUGUUGGAAAAAGAAGGACCAAGUUCGCUGUUCCGAGGACUGGGUCCAAAUCUAGUUGGCGUUGCGCCAUCAAGGGCAAUAUACUUUGCAGCCUACUCCAAGUCAAAAGAGACCUUUAAUGGCAUCUUUGUGCCAAACAGCGGAGCAGUGCACAUGUCUUCAGCUGGAUUUGCAGCAUUUGUAACAAACUCCUUGAUGAACCCCAUCUGGAUGGUCAAAACCAGAAUGCAGCUUGAAAAGAAGGCACGAGGCGAGAAGAAGAUGAACGCAUUGCAGUGUGCGCGCUACGUGUACAGGACCGAAGGUGUACGAGGCUUUUACCGGGGCCUCACUGCAUCGUACGCUGGAAUCUCAGAGACCAUGAUUUGCUUCCUCAUCUACGAGACUCUGAAGAAGCGCAUAGCGGAGAGUCAACUCAUGUCUGCCAACAGCGAUGGAGAAAAGAAUGCCUCGGACUUCCUAGGCCUUAUGUUAGCAGCUGCUUUUGCCAAAGGCUGUGCUUCCUGCAUAGCAUAUCCACAUGAGGUUAUUCGGACAAGGCUCAGAGAAGAGGGCAGUAAAUAUAAAUACUUUUUCCAAACGGCCCGCCUGGUGGCAGUGGAGGAGGGCUACGCUGCUUUUUACAGAGGACUCAUUCCACAGCUCAUUAGGCAAAUUCCCAACACAGCUUUAGUGCUCUCCACCUAUGAGCUCAUUGUCUACCUGCUGGGGCAGCCAUCUAAAUAAAGCCCAGUAUAACUUGCACAGAGACUUUAGGACCUGCAAUUAAACUUGGAUAAAAUAAAACCUGUUUUUGCCUAAGGAUACAGGUUGGCUGUAGAAUCCAAAGACGUUACAGAAAAAAAAAGAGCCUAUUUUUUUAUUUGGAUGCAUAUAUUCUACUAGAUGUAAAGUUUGAUUUACAUUUAUUGUGCAUCCUCACUGACACUUUAAUUUCAAAUGUGUGGAAUAUUAAUAUAUGGUACAAAUGUAAGGUUUAGAGCCGUGUUAAUAUUGCAUCACUGUACAGAAAGAGGUCAUCCUAAAGCACCUAGUGAUAUUAAGUUAACUAAAUUAUUCUUUUUUUUUUUUUUUUUUUUUUUUUUUAGUUGUAGUUUUUAAUUUAACUCAUGGUUCUGUCCAGUCUGCAAUUUGUCCUAAAAGAUGCUAAAGCUGAACUGUCCAGUGGAUCCUGUUGUACUGAAUAGGAAGGAUGCUGUUAUGAAGAUGUGACAGAUAGCUCUUUUGGACAUACUGUACAACUGUGAUGUUGCAAUAGUUUUGUUUAUGUUCAUCAUGUAGUGAUCUUAGUUGUUCAUGUCUUUUUACUGUUCUGUUUGUGACAGUCGGAUUGUCUUUUACAGCAAAAGGAAAAUACAUACACAAGCAGGAGUACAAUAAAAAUAAUACUGAACUG
This is a messenger RNA of Tachysurus vachellii, 1751 nucleotides long. It is a transcript of the gene slc25a33, whose product is annotated as solute carrier family 25 member 33. Gene Ontology annotation, molecular function: pyrimidine nucleotide transmembrane transporter activity. The record is from RefSeq and is a predicted model, not a curated record. The coding region runs from base 137 to 1081 and encodes 314 amino acids. Gene Ontology annotation, biological process: pyrimidine nucleotide import into mitochondrion. Gene Ontology annotation, cellular component: mitochondrion. The transcript is spliced from 7 exons. Lineage: Eukaryota; Metazoa; Chordata; Actinopteri; Siluriformes; Bagridae.